Messenger RNA from Athalia rosae (coleseed sawfly), 2988 nucleotides. RefSeq names its product paramyosin, long form. The record is from RefSeq and is a predicted model, not a curated record. Gene Ontology annotation, biological process: actomyosin structure organization; peptidyl-threonine phosphorylation. Gene Ontology annotation, cellular component: cytoplasm; myosin complex; cytoskeleton. The coding region runs from base 253 to 2889 and encodes 878 amino acids. Lineage: Eukaryota; Metazoa; Arthropoda; Insecta; Hymenoptera; Athaliidae. The transcript is spliced from 14 exons. Gene Ontology annotation, molecular function: protein serine/threonine kinase activity.
GCAGGGCGCUGGUCGGCUCCGAAACGCAACGCACGACAGAGCGACUGACGAAGGCUGGGACACACGUACUCCUCCGUUGAUCUCAUCGCCAUUAAAAAAAUAAAAAAGAUAAAAUAAAAAAAAAAAAAAAGAUACAUAUAUAAACCGCGAACGUAAACCGCGCGUGCAACGAGAAGGCGAUUAGAAUUAAUUUCUUCCCCAGUGAAGUUAAACUAAUACGGACACGAUCGACUAUACAGUUCAUAAACAAGGAUGUCUUCUUCAGCGGUAGCGAAGAGUUCCAAGUACACGUACCGGUCUUCGGGCGGUGCGGGCUCUGCCGAUGUUAGCAUCGAGUACAGCGCCGACCUGAGCGCUCUCUCCAGACUCGAGGACAAAAUUCGCCUUCUUCAAGACGAUUUGGAGUCGGAGAGGGAGUUGCGACAGAGGAUCGAACGGGAGCGCGCUGACCUGAGCGUGCAAGUAAUUCAGCUGUCCGAACGCCUAGAGGAGGCUGAAGGCGGCGCCGAAUCUCAGUUCGAGAUCAACAGAAAGAGAGACACGGAGUUGGCCAAGCUGCGCAAACUACUCGAAGAUGUCCACCUCGAGAGCGAAGAGACCGCCCACAUCCUGCGCAAAAAGCACCAGGAAGUUGUAACCGAUUUCCAAGACCAGAUCGAUCAACUUUCCAAGUCCCGUGCCAGGGCUGAUAAAGAAAAGGCGAAAUUCCAGCAGGAGGUUUACGAACUGCUCGCUCAGGUCGACGCCGUAACAAAGGAGAAGAUUCUGUCCAUCAAAACGGUGGAGAAACUCGAGAUUCACGUCUCGGAAUUGAACGUUAAGAUCGAGGAACUGAACCGUACGAUCGUCGACAUCACCAGCCACAAGACUCGCUUGUCCCAGGAGAACAUCGAACUCACCAAGGAAGUCCAGGACCUCAAGGUGAACAUCGAGAACGUUAUUUACCUGAAGUCACAGAUCGCCAGCCAGCUCGACGAUGCCCGACGUCGCCUCGAAGACGAGGAACGCCGUCGCUCUUUGGUCGAGGCUUCGCUCCACCAGGUUGAAAUCGAAUUGGAGUCCGUCCGCGUUCAGUUGGAAGAGGAAUCCGAGGCUCGUCUGGACCUCGAACGGCAGUUGGUCAAGGCCAACGGUGAGGUAUCCAUCUGGAGAUCCAAGUACGAAACGGAAGCCAACGCUCGCGCCGAAGAGGUAGAGGAAUUGCGCCGCAAGUACUCAGCUCGUAUCCAGGAACAGGAGGAACAGAUCGAGACACUGUUGGUGAAGAUCAACAACUUGGAGAAACAGAAGUCGCGUCUCCAGUCCGAAGUCGAAAUCCUGAUCAUCGAUCUUGAAAAGGCCAACGGAACCGCUCGCGACCUCCAGAAGCGCGUCGAACACUUCGAGAAGGUCCACAUCGAGCUGAAGGCACGCUUGGAGGAAACCGUACAGCUUUACGAACAGACCCAACGUGACCUACGCAACAAACAACAGGAACUCCAGCGUACCAAUGCCGAACUCGACAAGACCCGCGAGAUUAAGGAUGGACUCGCGCGCGAUAACAAGAAGCUCGCAGACGAUUUGACCGACGCCAAGAACCAAUUGGCUGACAUGAACCGUCGCCUGCACGAACUCGAGUUGGAACUUCGUCGUCUGGAGAAUGAACGUGAAGAACUGGCCGCAGCGUACAAAGAAGCCGAGGCCGGCCGCAAGGUAGAGGAACAACGCUCUCAGCGUUUGGCCGCUGAGCUCAGCCAGUUCCGCCACGAGGCUGAGCGUCGUCUCGCCGAGAAGGACGAGGAAUUCGAGGCGUUCCGCAAGCAGACCAGUAUCGAGAUCGAACAACUGAACGCCCGCGUCGUCGAGGCUGAGACAAAACUCAAGUCGGAGGUACAACGCGUAAAGAAGAAGCUGCAGAUCCAGAUCACCGAACUCGAGCUCUCACUGGAUGUUGCCAACAAGAGCAACAUCGACUUGCAGAAGACCAUCAAGAAGCAAUCUUUGACACUCACGGAAUUGCAAUCUCACUACGACGAGGUUCAGCGUCAAUUGCAGGUCACUUUGGACCAGCUCGGCAUCAGCCAGCGCCGUCUCCUGUCCCUCACUUCGGAGCUCGAAGAAAUUCGCGGCAACUACGAGUCUGCACUUCGUGCAAAGAGGUCCGUCGAGCAGCAGUACGAGGAGUCGGUUAGCCGAAUCAACGAGCUGACCACGAUUAACGUGAACCUUUCGUCAUCGAGGGCAAAACUUGAGCAAGAAUUGGCUACCAUCGCCGGUGAUUACGAGGAGGUGACCAAGGAGCUCCGCGUUAGCGACGAACGCUACCAGCGCGUCCAAACCGAAUUGAAGCACACCGUUGAAAUUCUCCACGACGAGCAAGAGCGCAUCGUCAAAAUCGAAGCGAUCAAGAAGUCGCUCGAAAUCGAAGUCAAGAACCUCUCCAUCCGUCUGGAGGAGGUCGAGGCUAACGCUAUCGUCGGUGGAAAGAGAAUCAUCAGCAAGCUGGAAGCUAGAAUCCGUGAUCUGGAGCUCGAGCUUGACGAAGAGAAACGCAGACACGCCGAAACCGUGAAGAUCCUCCGCAAGAAGGAGCGCAACAUCAAGGAGGUGAUGAUCCAGGUCGAGGAGGACUCGAAGAACAUCGCGCUGCUCCAAGAGGCGUUGGACAAGUCGAGCCAGAAGGUGAACAUCUACAAGAGGCAGCUGCAGGAGCAGGAGGGUAUGUCUCAGCAGAGCGUUACGCGAGUACGUCGCUUCCAACGCGAACUCGAAGCCGCCGAAGACCGUGCCGAUACCGCCGAGAGCAACCUGACCUUGAUCCGCGCGAAGCACCGCAGCUUCGUGACAACAUCAUCGGUACCUGGUUCCCAGGUUUACCUGGUUCAAGAGACGAGGCAGGAAUCUUCUUAGGCCACCAAUCCCGCACCGUUUGCAGCUUUGAUACCGCUACACCAUCAUCACUAUCAUGUAGGUCCAACUGAAAUUGUUUAUCAAUAAUAUUUGUACCUA